Molecule: messenger RNA, 657 nt
Organism: Mandrillus leucophaeus (drill)
Lineage: Eukaryota; Metazoa; Chordata; Mammalia; Primates; Cercopithecidae
Gene: RSPO4
Product: R-spondin 4
Exons: 5
Coding region: 1-657 (218 amino acids)
Source: RefSeq, a predicted model, not a curated record
AUGCUCGCCCUGAACCGAAGGAAGAAGCAAGUGGGCACUGGCCUGGGGGGCAACUGCACGGGCUGUAUCAUCUGCUCAGAGGAGAAUGGCUGUUCCACCUGCCAGCAGAGGCUCUUCCUGUUCAUCCGCCGAGAAGGCAUCCGCCAGUACGGCAAGUGCCUGCACGACUGUCCCCCUGGCUACUUCGGCAUCCGCGGCCAGGAGGUCAACAGGUGCAAAAAAUGUGGGGCCACUUGUGAGAGCUGCUUCAGCCAGGACUUCUGCAUCCGGUGCAAGAGGCGAUUUUACUUGUACAAGGGGAAGUGUCUGCCCACCUGCCCGCCAGGCACUUUGGCCCACCAGAACACACGGGAGUGCCAGGGGCAGUGUGAACCGGGUCCCUGGGGCGGCUGGAGCCCCUGCGCGUACAACGGAAAGACCUGCGGCUCAGCUUGGGGCCUGGAGACCCGGGUACGAGAGGCUGGCCGGGCUGGGCAUGAGGAGACAACCACCUGCCAGGUGCUUUCUGAGUCAAGGAAAUGUCCCAUCCAGAGGCCCUGCCCAGGAGAGAGGACCUCCGGCCAGAAGAAGGGCAGGAAGGACCGGCGCCCACGCAAGGACAGGAAGCUGGACCGCAGGCUGGACGUGAGGCCGCGCCAGCCCGGCCUGCAGCCCUGA